Molecule: messenger RNA, 4815 nt
Organism: Folsomia candida
Lineage: Eukaryota; Metazoa; Arthropoda; Collembola; Entomobryomorpha; Isotomidae
Exons: 15
Coding region: 1112-4468 (1118 amino acids)
Biological process (GO): transmembrane transport
Molecular function (GO): monocarboxylic acid transmembrane transporter activity
Source: RefSeq, a predicted model, not a curated record
GCACCAGCACUCGACUCGAUCCCAUUACUGAUAUAUUCUUCUUCUUGGGUGUGUAGUAGAUCGAGUGAGUAAAGUGAGACGACGAGUCUCGCCUAAACGUCCAACAAAGCUGAAAGCACUUCUCUCUUUAUCCUUUCGUACCUGACGAGGUGUUUAUAAAGCACUGCUCCAAUCCGAACUGCAUCAUUGAUAAAUUUUAUCUUAGAACUUGUUAAAGUGUGAUUUAUUGCAAAUAUUCUGGAAAUUUUGAAGUACACAAUACACGAGAUCACGAUCCACCUCGCUAAUAAAUAAGCUGGGCAAAAUAUUCCAUCAAAAUAAAAUAUCCACUACUUCUCAGAACAGCUCUCUGCACAAUAAAAGUCCAAGCGAAAUCUCACGACCAAGUCUGAAAGAAACUUAACUUUUACUUCACCGGUCGUCGGUCGGUCGGUCGGUCGGUUCCAUCUGCGAGGUGAAGAAAAGCGAGAGAAGAAAGUAAAUCGGAAUCCAAACCAAAUCUCUCCAAGCGUCUUCUUGAUAGUGCAUAAAAUAAAAUAAAGUUGUGGUUUCUUCAGAGUGACGUGCAGUGUGUCAUCUACUACAAACCUAAGCUAAUCAACCUUAAAGAACUAUAUCUGCAAACUUAAAACCGAGGGAUGGAUACCCGGUUCAUCUUUGCGUGACUGCAUUUCAACUCGAGGCAGUCGACAAGAAGUGAGAUAGAAGAUAGAAGCCUGUAACUUUCACUUUAAAUUUACUACGGCCACUCAAUCCGGUCGGAGAGGCUUUCACAAAAUAAUUCAGGAAAGUAUUCCCGUAUUUUGUAAAAGAUACCUCUUCAAAUCAGGAGAGGUUUCAAAGUUUGUUUUGCAUUGAAGCUAAACUUAAUUUUAAAGUAAUGUCGAAAUCUGUUGAGUGUUCGAUUUGCAGUUAUUUUUGUUUUUCUAUCCAAAUUUUCUGAAAAGAAUGGACUGGAAGUAACACGAAGCUGUUGACAUUUUACUAAAGUCACAAACCACUUUCUCUAAGAAAGAAUGCAUUUGAAACGGAAUUUCCCAAAUUGUACGACACAACUUGAUCUACAUCGAGAAGAAGUUCCUGUUUUUUGAGAGUUGUACAUCUUCAAGGAAUGACUAUGCACUCGACUCUACAAAGAAGGCAUACCUGGCCCUUCGAACUGGUUGAGGUAGUUUGUCAAGAAAUUCACACUGACCCAGGACACCCACAUCUUGUCGGCCAUGUGGGCGUGGAAUAUAACAACGAGGAGGAGAAAGUGUUGUACGAUUCACACCUUCAAUCUCACGUCAAUGACAAUCAAUUAAUUCAGUAUGGACGAUGUCACCAUGAAGAAAGUCGAGGAGGCGAUCACCUCCUAAAUCUUCACGACGAGAGGACAAGACUUCUUUCCGAGAUACCAGAAACGGAGGAAAGUGAUGAUAAUGAAAAAGUGUGUUUGGAAGACGGGGGCAAAAAUAAAAAUAAAACUCACAAUGAUUGCACGUGCUCGGGUAAAAGUUCAAAUAACAGUAAUAACCAUGUCCAUGCCGUCUUGGGAGACAACAUAGAUUGCUUUCGCAAAAAUAACGUCGUCUCUAAUUCCAACUGUGUCACAAAAAGUGGAAAUAGUAAAAGUGGUGUCUGUGGUGGUGCCUGCGUCUUUACAAGUCAUCAAAAUAAUGACAGAAAUCAAAAUCCGGAAACUUUCACUCCGAUAAUGGCUCAGUCACCAUCGCGAAGAACGAGUGAAACAGCGGUGUGUCAGGGUUCGAAAGAUUUAAUCCUUGGUUCUAAUCACAGCUCGAAUAAUAAUUCCGCUGAUGGUAAAAUUAGUAAUGUCGAUGAUUCUUCCAAACAUUCGAGCAAAACGCAAGCCCCCAGUGGAUUUCAACCCUUUCAGGACAAAUUUAAUUUCCUCACUAAAAAGAAUCGAGACUCCAAAAAGAAAAAGAUGAAGGAACAACGUGGUGGCGUAUCGAAGGAGAAAGGAAUCGUCGGAGCUGAGCCGUCCUCUUCCUCAUCCGGCGGCACAAGCUCGGCCACCAUCAAACACAAAGAUUUCUGCCCCCACUCUAAAUUUCAGCAGGAAAAACUUCGUUCCACCUCAGGAGGAAGUAAUCCUUCUCGGAAUAAAAAGGAGCCAAAUUCCACAUCUUCCAAUUCUUCCAGUGUCUUCCUCAAGAACAAACCGGCCAAAAAACAGGAGGAGAAAGCAGUAGUUGACCGGACCGGCAGUGGUGGCGGUGACUGUUUUACAAGUACGAGCAGUAACAACAAUUCCCCACAGCAUUCAAGCACUCAUACCAGUGCGGGGAUCAGUUUGGGCAGUAUAGGGACGAGUACGCAGGGCAUGCUGAAUAAAAAUGGGGGUUCGAGCAUCGGGUCGGGCGGAAGUGCAAGUGGGUCCGGCCUCAAGGGCAGUGUUACCGUCGUGACGGCAAACAUAAUCAACUGCAACAGCCAUCAUGAGACUGAAGGGAAGAUUCCGAGUGCAAAUGGCACAGCGACGGGUGCACUUUCACUCCAAGUGAAUAUGGCGAAUGGAGAAGUCAAAAAAACGCUGACAUUAUGGACGAAUUAUUAUCCGGAAGGAGAAUGGGGUUGGAUAAUCAUCAUAUGCGCUUUGUUAGUUCAAGCGAUCAAUCAUGGGUUACAACUUGGCGUGUCGUCUUUAUUGGUGAAGGCUGAUCGCAGGUUUCAUGUGGGAGAACCAGCCCUCUUGGGACUUUUGUCAUCCACCUCGAUUGGAGUUUCGCUAUUUCUCUCGCCAGUAUGGGUGUCAUUCUGUAAAAUGAAAAGUACAAGAUUGUCCGGGGUCUUUGGAGGACUAUUGGUCUCACUGGGAUGCCUUUUCACCUCAUUUUCGUCUCAAUUUCAUCAACUUUUCAUCAGUUAUGGAGCUUUCGUUGGAGUCGGCGUGGGUCUCAGUCGCGACGCCUCAACUUUAAUGGUUGGCCAGUAUUUUAAGCGAAAACGCGAAAUGGUGGAGAUUGUCCUAGUUGCUGGUUCAGGAGUUGGAAUAAUUUUUAUCGGACCUGGAGUUCAUACAGCCAUCACGUCGCUGGGAUGGAUUCUUGGUCUCCAAGUCGUAACUGGGGUAGCACUCGUCACAUUCUUUUUAGGAACUUGCUAUCGAUCUGCUUCUCUUUAUCACCCACAACGUAGAGCUAUUUUACAUUUAAAGAACCAGAAAAAGAAGUCUAUGCAGGUUAAGGACAUAACAAAAAGAGAAGAAAAGCAACCAUUUCUUGACUUUAGCUGUUUACGGAGCAAAACAUUACAGAUACUUUUACUGUCCAGCGCUUUUAUCUCUUUCGGAAUCAAUAGCCCUUUACUCUUGUUGGGCAUGGAUUCCCUAGAAGCGAAAGUGGAUGAGAUUUCAUUCGUUUUACUUCACGUCCAUGUCGGAGCAGCGUGGGUCGUGGGUUGCUGCCUUUUUGGUCUUAUUGCCAUCCAGAAGAACCAAGAGUGUCGAGUUUCCAAGCAGUACCUAUGUCAGGUGGCGAGCGUGAUAUGCGGCAUUUCAAUCAUAGCUUUCACCGCGGUGAAGGGUUACAGUGGAUACGUGGUCUUUUCCUGGGCGUACGGAUUCUUUCUAGGUGGAUACAACUACGCCCUAAAAGUUUACACUUAUGAACGAGUCAGAGCUAGGCAUUUUCCACGAGCGUGGUCCUUUGUCCAGAGUUCGCAAGCCAUACCAAUUUUUAUUGGGACACCGUUAAUCAGUAUUCUGAAUCAAUACUUUGGGAGAAAGUGGGGUUAUUACACAGCAGCAGCAGCCGUGUUUCUAGGAUCUGCCUUUCUCUUUCUGACGGAUGUGAGAAGACGGCGACUUUCUCGCAGAAAAGCAAAUGGCAGCUCGAUGAAAACAUGCAGCACCACAGAUGCGACUCAAACCCCCAAAAUGCGGCGACUUUCUUUCGCCUUUCCAGUCGAGCCGAUAUCACCACAUCAUCCAUCCAAACCUGAAUCUGGUGAUGGGCAAGGAAGUAUUCUUGACCCGGUUUUAAUGUCGAAGGAAUUAACCUGCAUUUCUGAGGAGGGUUUGGGAGAAAUUGAUUUCCAGGACAUUUACUUUGAUGAUUGGGCCGAAUAUCUUGGCGGCGAUUGUAUCACAUCCUGCAACAAAGUAGAAAACUGUCUCCAAUCAGAAUACGACCCCGACUUUUCUCUCUUGUUGGACAAGAGGACACGACGCUGGUCCCGAAAUAGUAUUCCCUUUCCUGGACAAGCAACCUCAGGUGGACCUGCUGCCAGUAGUGGUCUCGCCAAUCUUUCUAGUCAUUCGCAUCUGUUACCCACAACUCCCACGACGGGUUCUCCUAGUGUCAAUGCCACCCAGGAAACGUCCGGGGAGGCUUCUUCUCACAGAAACAUACAGAAAUUCAACAGCACCUUGAGAGAAAUUCCGCUAUUUCGAAACCACCCGUGGGUAAACAGACCUCCUCCUCCGAGAUCAAUCACUGUCAUUGAUGAAGCUUCGGUUUGAAUUAUUUAUAAUCUCGUCAAAUGUAUAAAUAAUACUUUUCUCAACUCAAUGCCCACCACUCAAUCGCCCGUUUUCAUUCAUUCACAGAGGACAAUAAUAACUUUCUUUCUCUGAGAUUUUUAUACGAUAGGAAGAAAAUAAUAUAUACUUCUCAGUUUAAGUAUCUACAAUUUCCCAUAAUUAUUAUAGUAUUAUAUAUGUAUGUACUACGUCUAGUGGAUAGUAGAAACCAGCCAGUGUGAUCUCUGAAAAUGCUUGUGACUGAUUGAUAAUCGAAUUUCUAAAUAUGUAUUGUAGUUAAAGUAUUGAUUUAUCGUCUCAAAAUAAAGUAAUAUAUGUUUAAUGAA